AAAUGCUAACUGCCUCAAGCUUGUAGAUUUGUUCAGCAGGCAGCCAACAACCUUGAAGCUAGUAGACCGGCCCCCAGUCAGCUGACCGCGUUUUCAGGGGAAUGAGCGCGCCACAUUGGGUCGCGUCUCCAACAGCCAUCAGCAAUGCAUCAACUCGACUUGGAAAGACUCCUCAUUUAUUCGUUCAUUGUGUGCCGCUGAAGCCGUGCUGGCGCGGCAGUGCUCUACUUCCGGCACUCGUCACGCAAGUGACCACUGUAGUCCACAGAUAAUGCUCACUCUGUCGGGGCUUUCGACCUUGUAUGAUGUAUUACUCAGGGGAGUGUACCGUACCUACAGAGAACUUGUAACACCAUACGAGCAUCGCGAUGUGCUAACUUGGAAAACCGCGCCCAUUGCCUUAUUUUUCUUUGUCCCUUCGCUUGCUCUCGCCUUUUAUGCACGCAGACACGAUACCCGCAUGAUCUGCCUGCUCAUUCUACCGCUCUCGCUCAUGUGCACCGUCAUUUGCACCUACAGAUUCAAGAUCGAGGACUCACGCUUCCUCGCCCUGGAGUUCUUCCGCACCCUCAUAGCGUACUACAUCAUCGCGAAGUCGCUCUACUUCGCAUUCGCGCCUAAGCAGAGAUGGCUCAAGGUCGAGGAGAAGCAGCUACGGAGGGUUCACGAACCUCCUCUAAGGGCAGAUAAGCAGGCCUACACAAAUCGUCAGCUCCUCCCAACAUGGCUGUGCGACGCGCUCGAGCUCUUCCUGUCCGUGCGCGGAAUCGGAUGGGACUUCGGACGCGGCGUGUACGUGCCGCCGAGCACCCGUUCGUCCGCACGCGGCGCGUUCCUCAUCCAAACAGCGCUCUCCUUCCUGAAGCAUUUCCUCAUCUUCGACCUGUGCGACGCACUUCUCAAGCUCGUCCCCGGCGUUGGAACCCCCGAAGGCGGUACGAUCUUCCUCCAGCAUCUGCCGCCCGCGCAGCGCUACGCUGUCUCCACCGCGAUCCAGCUCCUCGCUGGGACGCUGAUCAUCUGCAGCUUGGAGAGCGGGAACGACCUCAUCUCGUUGUUCGCUGUUGGACUAUUCGAGUCUGAGCCUGCGGCGUGGCCGCCGCUGUAUGACAGCCCGUGGUGGGCGACGUCGCUCCGGGACCUCUGGGGAAGACGCUGGCACCAGCUGCUGCGUCACACCUUUCUCAUCAUCGGUGGGUACCCUGGGGGCUGGCUCUUCGGCCGGCCGGGCGCCGUGCUGGGCACGUUCCUCGCGAGCGGGGUGUACCACGAGCUCAGCCUGGGGAUCGCGGAGCCCCGCGUCACGCUGUUCUUCGUAUUGAAUGGGGUCGGUAUUUUGCUUGAGGAGGUCUGGGAGAGAUGGACCGGGCGGAAGAUGGGCGGUUUUGUGGGUUGGUUAUGGACGGCAUUUUGGGUAAUAGGUGUCGGACAGAUGUGCGUGGAUGCGUGGGCGAGAAGCGGGUUGGCUGGAGCGAUCAUUGUGCCGCCGCAGCUCAGUCUCGUGAGGCGCAUGCUGUUCCCUGCCAUUCAGAGCUACACCCUCUCUGCAUUGCCAUAAGUGGCUUCUUGCAAUGUCGCAUCAGGCAUACUGUCAAGCACAAUGAUCAUAGGUUUGAUUCUUAAAGAGACGUCAUUACGAUCAUUACGACGCUAGUAUAUGCAGCAUAACAUGAGAAAUAUUGUCUAGAUAGUACCGUUGAGUAGCGCUACAUAACGAUAGAAACAAUAUUAGUUCAAGCUGGGGUCACCUUGGUAUCGGGUGCAAUAACUGGCUAGUAUGAUGCAGAGAUAGAUAUUUAGUGAAAAUACGAUCCAUGUCUAUGCCAAUAUAGGCUUCAGCAGUGGGAACACCACCUGCCUGGUGAUGCUGAGGUGUUGUGGUACGAUAAAGCCCCCCAUGAGUCCUCGCAUGCACCAUGAAUUAGCUGGAUGACACCAUCCU
This is a messenger RNA of Laetiporus sulphureus 93-53, 1942 nucleotides long. RefSeq lists its product as uncharacterized. Gene Ontology annotation, biological process: lipid metabolic process. The record is from RefSeq and is a predicted model, not a curated record. Lineage: Eukaryota; Fungi; Basidiomycota; Agaricomycetes; Polyporales; Laetiporaceae. Bases 272 to 1558 code for a protein of 428 amino acids. The transcript has 5 exons.